AUGGCGGAUAACCUUGAAGACGACGAUGAAUACAUUGACAUGGAGUUGUCAUCGUAUUAUUCAAACUCCAUAAGUACAAGGGAGUUUGAAUUCCAAAUGUCUUCAGUUUCCAUGAAAAGAGCCCACCAAUUCACCAGCCGUGACCUUUUCUACAAGGGCAAACUCCUCCCUCUUCACCUUCCUCCUCGCCUUGAAAUGGUGCGAGAAUUGCUGCAAAACUCCAUUAAUGAAGCUGAAGCUUAUAUCUCACCUUCUCAGUCUUCAAGAGAUGUUGCUAAUGGCAGAAAUGGUGAAGUUCAACCCAAGAGAUCUUGGACCAAAAGGCUUAAGUUCAUCAAGCAAUCCUCCAUUGGUUCAAUGCUGAGGGCUUAUUCUAAGGUUUACCUCAGAUCUAUGAUUGGUAAUAAAUCCAAAAAGAAAGCCCCAUUGGAGCAAGUACAGAUUCAUCAAGACAAUGGAAAUCACCAUAGAAGAUCUUGUUCUGUGGCCAUCAAACGUCAUUCAUCUCCCUCAUCAUCAUCAUCUUCGAGUUCGAACGCUUCAAAUGGAUAUCAGCAUUUGCAGUUUCUUAAACGAAGCAACAGUGUAAAUGCAGACAUGGAGAGCCCCAUUCAAGGGGCCAUUGCGCAUUGCAAGAAAUCUCAGCAGUGGAUUAGAUCAAGAAAAACUAUGAGCGAAGUUGGGUUUUAUUCGCUUUCCAGCUCUGACAUUGCAGUUUCUGAAGAUUAUCAAGAGAGGACGCACAUUUACAGGGGAUGA
Messenger RNA from Hibiscus syriacus, 759 nucleotides. RefSeq names its product probable membrane-associated kinase regulator 4. NCBI's taxonomy places the organism in Eukaryota, Viridiplantae, Streptophyta, Magnoliopsida, Malvales, Malvaceae. Gene Ontology annotation, cellular component: plasma membrane. The record is from RefSeq and is a predicted model, not a curated record. Gene Ontology annotation, molecular function: kinase inhibitor activity. Bases 1 to 759 code for a protein of 252 amino acids. The transcript has a single exon.